UCGCUCCCCUGCCGUUACGAUAGCAGGUCCGCCCGGCUGUACUGCGCAUGCGCUGGAAGAGCGGAAGUUGUGUGUGCUUCUCUGCGCCCUGCUUGCGGAGCUGAGCGCUGCGUGGCUCCUGCGGUUCCUUCAUGCACACGAAACGGGCGUUAAAACGCACCCACCGCAGGCGGUGGUUCUACAGAGAGCUGCCUGAUUGUGUUCGGCCGUUCCCAGGGCCGCUCCGAUGUGCGCAUUGGGCACAGGGAGGGGGUUUGGGGUGAACCAAGCCCUCCCCCGCCCGCUGCUUUUCCCCCAGCACGACCCGGGCUCAGGUUCCCCUUUGUGCACGGAGCGAAGUCCCUGAAACUUUCAUGAGGGCAUCGGAUGGCCGACGAGAGCCGCCCCACCUCCCCGCCUGCCGCUGCGCAUCGCCUCUGUCCCGCGCCAUGACCCAGGGCAUCUGGGGGCUCUACAAAGCCAGGGUGCUGCAGACCCUGGGGGGGGCACGGGCUGACGGUGCGCUGCAGGAGGAGGGAGACCCUUCCGAGCUGAUGGAGGCAGCGGAGCCUCCCGCGCUGAUGGAGGAGGGAUCCGGCCCUGUGUCCCAGCUGGCACGGAAGGUCCAGGGGGGCUGGAGGACGCUCUCAUCUCUCUUCACCCGCGAGGAUGAGCACCAGCUGCUCAACCCAGAGCCCUGCGCCGACCACCCCCUUGCUGCCGUGCCAGCUGAGCUGCCUCCCGCCCAGAAAGCAGCCGGCUUUUGGGAUCUCUUCGCUACCAAAUGGCAGCAAGCAUCGACACCGGACAAGGAGGUGGCCUCUCCAGAGCUGAGUGAGAGUCCCACAGAGCCACCAGGUGAUGAGGGCCCCAGCGACCUGCGAGAGCCAGAGGAAGGGGCCUUCAAAUGGGGCUUCCUGGCCAGCAAACUGGCUGAAAUCCGAAAUAAAAAUGCUUCCAAGGGCAACUAGAAGAGGCGAUGCCAACGUGGCCCUGCGGCAGCGCCAGCCAGUGAUGCUGUGAUGGGCCCUGGCAAUGUGGAGGUUUUGGCACUAAAGACCCCACGGCGCCCUUCUCCCUGAGCGUGUGUGGUGCUUUCUUUGCCUUUGUCUCCUAGAACAGCCCUGCCACAUGUGGAGCCCCAUUCCAUCCCCAAGACUGCAGAGCUGCCCCAGCGGGUUGAGACCCUCCAGAGGGAUGGGAGGAGGCUUGCCACCUCAGUCCUCAAAGCAUCCCCCAUCCACUCAGGCACUGUUGGAAGAAACCACAGAUGCAGCCACGCUAGAAGAAAACCACAGGUUUGUUUAUUAGAGUCCUGCUCCCAUCCUAGCAGCCCCUUUCCCACUGAGGCUGAUGGGGAGAAAGCUGCCAUUCUAAACCACAACCAGAAAUAGGGAAGACCAAGAGGUAGGGACCAGUAAGGAACAGCAGCCUUCCAGCCACCACGGCUAGGCUGGACUCACCCAAAGAAAGUCCCUGGGCACCCCACCCACACCUCAAAAAGCAGCUAUUGGUGGGCAGCAUAUCCAAGGGGUGAAGCAGUUGUCCCUUCUGUGGGCAGACCUUGUCUCUGCUCAGGGUAGACUUGGUGUCCCUGCUGGCCUGCAAGCAGCACCAUUGUGUCAGGGUGCUGCCACUCCCCAAACCACAUCCAGCAAGAGCAGGGGGCCGUUAUCAUCCACCUAGACCCACACACGGCUGGCUGGGGUGCUUCCUUUCAGACUGUGGAUUCCUUGGCGGCCGCCCAAGCUCGCUGGCAGCCAUAGAGCCAUUUGAUGACACGGGCAUUGCGCUCCACCACCGAAAUGGCGGAGCAGAGCCGUGCGUCCGGCUCCUCCUCACCUGGCCCCACGUCCUCACCGCUGCAUCCUGACGCCUGGCUGGGCUCCCACUCACAGGAGCUGUGGAGCCGCGCUGAGGCAGCAUCCCAUCCCGCUGGCACAAACCGUUCCUUCCCCAGCCCUUCCACCAUGGCCCGAUCCAGCCCACAGUAAUUGAAGAACCGCUCCUUCUCCGAAAGCGGCAGGGACAGGCGCAGCCCGAGUGCCGGUUUGCUGGGGCCAG
This is a messenger RNA of Lagopus leucura (white-tailed ptarmigan), 2043 nucleotides long. RefSeq names its product chromosome unknown C1orf232 homolog (gene CUNH1orf232). NCBI's taxonomy places the organism in Eukaryota, Metazoa, Chordata, Aves, Galliformes, Phasianidae. The transcript has 4 exons. The record is from RefSeq and is a predicted model, not a curated record. The coding region runs from base 354 to 950 and encodes 198 amino acids.